GAUGAAGUCACUCAACAGCCCAUAACAACAAAAGUCAAUAAUAUUACAACAAUUGCAACAGUUACGACUCACCACCAGAAACGAUUGUUUCUCUGGGAUGAAAGGAGAAGGCUCUUUACUUUAUUCUUUGCUUCUGAUGCGUUGUUUUCUCUCUUAUUUCAUUCGUUUCUUCUAAUAUCUCCAACCGAUUUAGCUACUUCGCGACCUGGAUCCUUGACAAGCAGCUAUAUACACGCGCCAUAGAGAGAACUAACUCGAACUCAUGAGCUCUGUCUACUCCUAAAGUAAAUCGAACAUGGCUCCCCUUCCACAGAGCCCUUCUUCUAGGCGUAUCAACCCGUUCAGUCGAGGUUCUCCGUCUCCUUCCCCGCACUCGCCGCAACCAGCUCCAACCUCAUCUCUAGCCAGUAUUAGGCCUAAGUCUGUUGCGUUCACCACCUCGGUUCCAACAGAGCAAUAUAUGCACAGCCGUAAUGCGUCAUUCUCACCCAUGAGCUCGGGGACGUUUGUAUCCUCACAUGCCAGACAGCGCUCAAGUUCAAGAAGCAACUUACCAACCUCGAAUACAUUUGCUCCGCAAUUUAUAAAAUCGGAAGAGCUACGGAGAGGCGCUGAUCAGAUCCGUGGGAUUGAGGGCGAUAAUGACUUUUCAGGAAAGAGAUAUGUUUGGUUGAGGGACCCGGAGAAAGCUUUCAUUCGGGGUAUGGUCUUGGAGGAUGACCAGAAUGGACGUUUAUUAGUCCAAUGCGAUGAUGGCGGUCAACGUGAGGUCGAUGCCGAGAGCGUCGAUAAAGUCAAUCCUGCGAAGUUCGAUAAAGCGGACGAUAUGGCUGAGCUAACCCAUUUAAAUGAGGGCUCUGUCAUUCACAAUUUGCAUACGCGCUAUAAAUCAGACUUAAUAUACACGUAUUCUGGGCUCUUCCUGGUCACUGUCAACCCCUACUGCCCAUUACCCAUUUACACGAACGAGUAUGUGAAGCUGUAUAAGGGUCGGACACGGGAAGAAACACGGCCACAUAUCUUUGCCAUGGCAGAUCAAGCAUUUCGAAAUCUUGUUGAAGAGAGGCAGAACCAGAGUAUUUUAGUCACUGGUGAGUCUGGAGCUGGCAAGACGGAAAACACGAAGAAGGUCAUUCAAUACCUUGCAGCCGUUGCAUCCUCCUCAGAUGUCCCACAAGGCCGCUCCGCCAACAAACAAUAUUCCAACCUUUCUCAACAAAUAUUAAGGGCGAAUCCAAUCCUUGAGGCGUUUGGUAAUGCUCAAACCGUGAGAAAUAACAACUCCUCCCGCUUUGGAAAAUUCAUUCGAAUUGAAUUUUCACGAACCGGCCAAAUCUGUGGCGCCUCCAUCGAUUUUUACCUCUUAGAAAAGUCUCGUGUCGUGAAGGUCAAUUCCCAAGAACGAAGCUAUCACAUAUUUUAUCAACUUCUCCGUGGCGCAGAUAAGGAACUAAGACGGCAUCUUCGGCUUUAUGACCUUGAUAUCGAAGAUUUCGGGUACACGCGGGAUGGAAACGACUCUAUUUCAGGCGUUUCCGACCUUGAUGAAUGGAAUGCCCUUAUGGAAGCCUUCGAUAUCAUGAACUUUUCUGAUAACGAUCAAUUGUCAAUUCUUCGAACCGUGGCUGCAGUUAUGCAUCUGGGAAACGUCACCGUCACCAAGGAAAGCCUACGCGCUGACCAAGCGACACUGACACCCGAAGGAUACGAAAGUGCUGCAAACGCUUGUCAACUUUUGGGCAUCCCAGUUGAUCCCUUUGUGAAGGGCCUGCUUCACCCUAGGGUAAAGGCUGGGAGGGAGUGGGUAGAGAAAGUUCAGACCCCUGAACAAGUACGGCUUGCUCUCGAUGCGCUGGCAAAAGGUAUCUACGAACGGGGAUUUGCCGAUCUGGUCAUACGAAUUAACAACCAACUUGACCGCAGUGGUACAUCAGGUGAGGAUAGCUACUUUAUUGGGGUUCUCGAUAUUGCCGGCUUCGAGAUCUUUGAGAGCAAUAGCUUUGAACAGCUCUGUAUCAAUUAUACCAACGAAAAGUUACAGCAGUUUUUCAACCACCACAUGUUCGUCCUGGAACAGGAAGAGUACGCCAGAGAGCAGAUCGAAUGGCAGUUCAUUGAUUUUGGAAAGGAUCUUCAGCCCACCAUCGACCUCAUAGAGCUACCAAAUCCAAUUGGUAUAUUCUCCUGCUUGGAUGAAGAUUCCGUGAUGCCAAAAGCCACUGAUAAAUCUUUUACUGAGAAGCUUCAUUCGUUGUGGGAUCGAAAAUCCCCAAAAUAUCACCCUUCUCGCCUCACCCAGGGAUUUAUCCUCACCCACUACGCUGCGGAAGUCGAGUACUCUACUGAGGGCUGGCUAGAGAAAAACAAGGAUCCUCUUAACGACACGGUCACCCGACUGUUAUCUUCGUCAAAUGAUAAACAUAUCGCCAAUCUCUUCGCUGACUGUGCCGAUGUCGACGAAGAAUACGGAGUAUCAAAGAGCCGCGUAAAGAAAGGACUAUUCCGUACCGUUGCCCAAAGGCACAAGGAGCAACUUUCGAGUCUCAUGGCUCAGCUACACUCUACACAUCCUCAUUUCGUGCGUUGUAUUUUGCCUAACCACAAAAAGAGGCCCAAACUGUUUAAUGGUCCAUUAGUACUAGAUCAACUCCGCUGUAAUGGUGUACUGGAGGGUAUUCGAAUUGCUCGCACUGGAUUUCCCAACCGCCUUUCAUUCACAGAGUUCCGGCAGCGGUAUGAGGUUCUUUGUCCGCGAAUGCCAAAGGGAUACAUUGACGGGCAAAACGCGGCGAAAAUCAUUAUUGAGAAUCUGGGGCUGGACAAAGCUAUAUAUCGUAUUGGUCUGACAAAAAUGUUCUUCAGGGCUGGUGUGCUUGCAGAACUCGAGGAGCAGAGAGAUACUCUCAUACGCGAUAUCAUGACAAAAUUCCAGUCUGUUGCCAGGGGAUUUGUGCAAAGACGUAUCGUAAGCAAACGGCUCUACCGUACGGAAGCCACCCGUAUCAUCCAGCGCAACUUCCACAUUUACCUUAAUCUAAAAUCGUCGCCAUGGUGGACAUUGUUUAUACGGAUGAAGCCUCUUCUCGGAGCCACACGAACUGCCGGGGAAAUAAAAAAGCGCGACGAGCAAAUCAGGAAGCUUGAGGAGAAGGCACGAAACGACAUUGCAGAGCGCCAAAAAUUGGAAGACGAGAGGAGGAGGGCAGACAUCGAAGUGCAGCGGAUAACGAAGACUCUCGAGAGUGAGCGGGCGCUGGCGCUGGAUAAAGAGGAAAUUUUCAAGCGACUCCAACUUCGGGAGAUCGAACUGAGCGAAAAACUAGCUGGCGCGAUCACAGAUCAAGAGAGCUUGGAGGAUCAAAUGGAUAAGUUGAUCGUGUCCAAAAAGAAGACGGAAGAGGAGUUGGAGCUUCGGCGUUCGCAACUCGAGCAGGCUGCCCAGAUAAUGAGUCGCCUGGAGUCGGAGAAACAAGAACUUCAAGGACGAAUCACCCAACUUGAGAACCAGUUACAAGAUAUUGAGAAUAGUCACAAAAAACAGGAUGGCGAGGUUGACAAAUUAUCUCAUGAAAUCAAGAUGCUCAAUAGCCACCUCAGCUUGAAGGAACGGAAAUUACAAGAUCUCGAAGCUAAACUUCUUAAGACCGACCAGGACCUCGACAUCAAGCUAGCAGAUACGAUCAAAGAGCUUCAGUUUUCAAAAAAGCAAGUGAAAGAUCUCAUAGAAGAAAAUAGAUCAAUUCGUCAGCAGAUUUCUGAUUUAUCCUCCACAUCGACCGGGUAUGAAGAAUUGGUCCGACGAAAGGAAGGGGAGAUUUCCAUCCUUCGUGGAGAUGUGAAGAAAUUUGAGUCGGAGAAGAAAUCCCUGGAAGCCGAAAAGCAAACUCUUGCAAGCCGACACAGUGACAUGCAGCAACGGUUCCGUGAACUCCAAGCGCAAACCGAUGCUAUGAUUUCGGAGAAGAAGAACCUGGAACGUGAAGUCGCAGAUGUUAAAAAGCUACUAGAAGCCAAGAUAUCCGAAGAUGCUGAGGCCGGACAAAGUCGCAAGAUGCUUGAUCAACAAGUUAAAGAUCUCAAGGAACAGCUGUAUGCCGUUCAAGCCGAUCUUAGCCGUGAAAGACAAUCAAGAGACGAUGUACAAAUGCUCGGUGAACAUAAAUAUGCGCAGCUUCACCAGGAGUUUGGAAAUCUCAACGAGUCGAAAAUUACUAUUGAGAAAGAAAUGUAUAUCCAACAAGACACAUUACGGCGAGCCACGGAAGCGCGAGCAGCAGCUGAGACGUCCCGCAAAGAGUUGCAGAACGAGCUUAUCAAACUACGAGAGCGUUUCACUAAAGUUGAACGCGCACAUUUGGAUGCCGAAACCGCAAUUGAAAAGAAAAUUGUGGCGCAAGCGAGCGAGCGACAAGCAAGUUUACGACGAGACCUUGAGGCAAAAACCAAGGAACUUGAGGAAACCGAAAAGGAGCGGGCUCGCCUUGCUGUGCAGGUGCAAGACUUUACUCGAACCAUAGCCGAGUCUGAGGCAUUCCGGAUUCGUCAUGACCAGCAUAAGGAGCGCUUGGAACGCGAACUUGUGACUAUCAAAGGGAGGCUUGCUGCGUCGGAAAAUGAUAAUAGGGCCCUGCUUAAUAAAAUCCAGCAAAAGAACCUUGACAUUGCUCGCUCAAAUUCCCGAGCUAGUGACACGCAACGAUCGAGAAUGGUGCAAAUCCAGAAUGAGAAGACUCGGCUAGAGGAAGUCAACAAGCAGCUUUCACGACAGCUGGACGAUUCUCAGCUAUAUAUCACCGCGCUGGAAAAACAGAAGGAAAAGUUGGCUCUAAGUGUCGAAGAUCUCAACCAUGAAGUUACCAGAGAACAUAAGGCCACCCGAAGUGCUGAGAAAGCUGCAUCAGCGGCCAAUAUACAACUUGCUGAGGCAAACAGAAAUCUCGAAACCGAAAGGCAACUAAGGACCCAAGCCCAGACUAACACGCGAAAACUUCAAGCUUCAGUUGAUCAAGCGAAUAAAGAGCUUCAAGAUUGCCAUCACCAGCUGAUGCUUCUCCAUAAAGUAUUUAACCCUGAAGCAGACGAAAAUCCCAGUUCCUGGGAAGCGGUCAAACCGAGCUUGUCGAAGAGCGUCGACAUGGCGGCAGUGUUGGAGACGGUACAAAACAAACUUAGAGUUACCGAAGAGAAAUGCACUCGCGCUGAAAGCCAACUGGCUGAGAUGCGCCGACGCCACGCAGAUGAGAUGGCUGAGCUUGAUGCGCGAUAUUCCUCUUCCAAAAGGGCGCUGCUUGAGGAGAUCGAUCAAAAUCAAGUUGCCGUGUCGCGAUCGCCGAAUCAUUUCAGGAAGAAUUCGGAACCUGUCAAGCGCUACUCGAAUCCUUCGACGCCUAACAAUCGCCGGUUUAAUUUCAAUGACUGUGCUAAUGAUUCUGCCCGAUCUGACAGAACCGUGGACACUGUGGCUUACCAGAAGCGAAUGGAUACUGCUGCUGAAAUUGAGAUGCUUCAAAAUCAACUGCAACUCACGGAAAUGCAGAAUCGGCAUCUUCAAAGUCAGCUUGAAAGGUCCACUCCGGCACGGGAUUCGUGGCAGGAUGAAAGCCCUUCAAUCCGAAGAAUGCAACUGCUUGAGCGUGAAAAUGGGCGCCUUCAUGAAAAGCUUGAUGACUCUGCCAAGAAAGUAUCUGCGCUGGAACGCAGUAUUCAAACUGGAGAGUUGAGUCUCCGAGACGUCCAAGCCAAAUCUCAUGAAGAACUCUAUGAUCUUCUGAACUCUCAGGAGCAGUCGAGAAAAUCACUGCUCCAAGCCCACAAGAGUGCACUAGCUGACUUAGCAGAUGCCAAAAGCCAGUUCGACAAGCUCAAGCAUGCGAGGGCAGGCCUCGAGGUUGAGCUUCGGGAUGCUACCUCUGAGUUGAAGGAAUCACAGUUUGCCAGGGAACAAGAUGCGGCUAGUCGAGCCCAAUUACUCCAGGAGUUUUCAGACCUCCAAAUCAGACUAGAUGCUGAAACUUCCAAGGUCGUCGACUUGACCUCCAGCCUCGAACUCUACAAGAGUCGCGCCGAUGAAUAUUUUGGGAAGCUUGAGCAGGCUGAAAUCGCUGUCUUGAAAGCUAGUCGUGCCGAACAAUUCGCCAAAUCGCAAGCCAAGGAGGCAGAAGACACUUGUGCGACAAUCAUGGCAGAACGGAAACAAAUGGACAACCUUGUCGAAGACUUGCAACGCCAAACGCAGUCUUAUGAAGAAAAGGUCGAGGACCUCGCUGCUGAUCUCGACGCGGCAUUACAAGCAAAGAGGAGGCUGCAAAAUGAAUUAGAAGACUACAGAAGCCAGCGUGCCAUGGACAUUGAAGACAAGGAAACUUCCUUGGAGCAAACGAGGAAGAAAUAUCAAAUGGAAUUCUCGACUUUGACAAAUGAGCUCGAGAUCGAGCGUGAGAAUGUGCUCCAUAUCCGAGGGGAAAAUGCUCGGUUGCGAGAAGAGAUCGAGGAGCUCCGGUCUAAGUGGGAUGACGAAGUCUUGAACAGCUCUACCUGGGCUAAGGAGAAGUCGCGGCUGGAAAUGACUUUACAGGAUGUAUCUAUUUCACGCGACGAAGCGGUUAAUGCGCACAACGAUGCGCAGAGCAAAGUAGUUACAUUACUAUCCCAAGUACGCGGUCUUCGAGGGUCAGUCGAUGACAUUUCCGGUGAACGCGACGCACUGCUUAAAGAGAAGCGAACUCUUGAAACACGCCUCAAUGAAGCGUUGGAUCGCUUGGCUGAACUUGCACAAGGAGAGAAUCCUUCGCUCCGCAACGCCGCCGAGAUGGACCGAGAGCUCCUUGAAUUAAAAACAAAGCUUGCCCAGCAAGAAGACUUGUCUUCAGCUGCGAUUGGAAAGAUGAGACGAGCUGAAGCCUUGGCAACUGAAAUACAGAAAGAAAUUGUGGCUGAACGUGAAUCAACUGCUCAGCUCUUCAAGGAAAAGGCUGCCUUGGAGAAGCAGCUCAAGGAGGCGCAGUUGAAGUGCGUCGAUUUGGAAACUAAGGGCUACUCCUCUGCGAGCCAGGAUGUAAGGUUUCUACAUAAGCGUAUCCAAGAGCUUGAAACCCAGUUGGAUGAACAAGAAUCCAAGCGGAAUGCUGACCAACGAUUGGUCCGCAAUGUUGAUCGCACUGUAAAAGACCUUCAAUCCCAGAUCGAUCGCCGUGAUAAAAUGAAUACACAAUUAUCAGAAGAUAUUUCCAAGUCCCGCGACAAGAUCGAACGGCUCCUCAAGACCAUUGAAGAACUUCAAUCAAGCGAUUCUGAAAAUCAACUCCAGGCCCGUCGGGCUGAGCGGGAACUACGUGAAGAGAGAGAAAAGUCUCUACGACUUGAGCGAGAGCUGGAGGCUUGGAAAGGGUUGCGGGUUGAGAGAGGCAGCGCAAUGGGUCGCAGCGGGACUAUGCCUACGUUGAGUGAAAUUGGUGAUCGAUUCGGUGGAGCCAAUGGCAGUCGCCGAGGUAGUGGUGUCUUUGUCGGUCCGGGGCCGAAUGGACCUAUUGAGGUUCCUCAACGGAAGUUGAGUAACUCCAAAGGUUUCCUAUAAACGGUCGUUUUGUGCCCCUCUUUUUCUGUUUUUUUCUGUUUUGUUUGUCAAUUUGAAGAUUCGUCCUCGUUUGUUGAUUGGGUAGUAUGAGUUCUAUUUGCAUGUUGGUUCAUAUGGAUUAGUAGGACAAGGCGGUUUAUGUUGCCAUGAAUGCAUGAGAUACGUGAUGAGAAAGACGGGUAGUAUGGUUUUCUCCGGGAGCAAGACAGUUCUUUAAUCUAUGUUGCUUUUCUUAUUGUUAGCUGGUCUUUAUAUAGGCGCUGAUAUAGUUUUGUUUGAUGGUUCCCUGAAUUGAUCAUAUAUGAUUUUAGCGCAUAUGUAAAUACAUACCCAUUCAUAUUAGAAUUGUAUUCUUUAGACUCGAAUUAGAGU
Molecule: messenger RNA, 7945 nt
Organism: Blastomyces gilchristii SLH14081
Lineage: Eukaryota; Fungi; Ascomycota; Eurotiomycetes; Onygenales; Ajellomycetaceae
Product: myosin heavy chain
Exons: 5
Coding region: 296-7573 (2425 amino acids)
Cellular component (GO): myosin complex
Molecular function (GO): cytoskeletal motor activity; protein binding; ATP binding
Source: RefSeq, a predicted model, not a curated record